Messenger RNA from Carya illinoinensis, 588 nucleotides. RefSeq lists its product as uncharacterized. Lineage: Eukaryota; Viridiplantae; Streptophyta; Magnoliopsida; Fagales; Juglandaceae. The record is from RefSeq and is a predicted model, not a curated record. The coding region runs from base 1 to 588 and encodes 195 amino acids. The transcript has a single exon.
AUGGAUAAACAUCCACACCCUUAUAAGAUCAGCAGGAUCCAAAAGGGGGCUGAGACUAGGAUCAGUAAUGUCUACCAUGUUCCUUUCUCCAUCGGAAAGUAUUACAAGGAUGAGGCUAUAUGCGAAGUGGUUGAUAUGGACGCGUGCCAUAUUCUACUUGGGAGGCCUUGGCAAUUUGACGUAGAUGCCACUUACAAGGGGCGUGAAAACAUUUAUUCAUUUUGGUGGCAAGACCGAAAGAUCAUCUUGAUGCCCCUAGGAGACAAAGAAACCAACUUCUCACAGGUUAAAGAGAAAAACACUCUAUUUACAAUCAAUGAACACCAAUUCCUGGCAGAAGCAAAGGAAACAGGGGAGAUAUGGACUUUGGUUGUGAAAGGGGAAGAAGAGAAUCACUUCCACGAUGUGCCUCCACAAGUGCAGUAUCUUUUGACUGACUUUGAAGGUCUCACACCACUAGAGCUACCUGAGGGGCUACCACCAAUGCGUAAUGUCCAACAUCACAUUGACUUGAUACCCAGGGCAGGUUUGCCAAACUUGCCACAUUAUAGGAUGAGCCUAAACAAGCACCAUAUUCUGCAAGGCUAG